Molecule: messenger RNA, 4030 nt
Organism: Sceloporus undulatus (fence lizard)
Lineage: Eukaryota; Metazoa; Chordata; Lepidosauria; Squamata; Phrynosomatidae
Gene: SLC27A1
Product: solute carrier family 27 member 1
Biological process (GO): phosphatidic acid biosynthetic process; positive regulation of heat generation; positive regulation of protein serine/threonine kinase activity
Cellular component (GO): mitochondrial inner membrane; plasma membrane
Molecular function (GO): long-chain fatty acid transmembrane transporter activity; long-chain fatty acid-CoA ligase activity; fatty acid transmembrane transporter activity
Source: RefSeq, a predicted model, not a curated record
GCCACAGGCUCUCCGUCGUAUCCCGCCACCUUCCCGUGAGGCCUCAGGGAACGGCCCCCCCGCGCUCUCUAUGAUGACCCCUUCUCUGCCCUUCUCUCCUUCGCCAUCUCUAUGGCUUUGGUUUCUCCUGCCCUCGCCCUAAAUGUAGCUGGAGGCGGGGCUUCUUCCUCCCUAGGCUCUGCCCCCUCCCCUUGGCCCUAUGAGCUGAGGGGGAGGAGCUUCGUCAAGCGGCGAUGGUAAGGUGAAGAAGACGCGCGGAAGGUGACGGUUGGGAGCGCGAGAAUGCGCACCAUUGGGGUUUGCACUGCUUCGCUUGGCUCACUUGGCCUCAUGCGGUUUUUUGGAGUUUCCUGGUCAUGGAGUAUUGCAGCAGCUCUGGGCAUUUAUAUUGGCAGUGGAGGUUGGACGUUCCUCCGGAUCAUCUUUAAGACAGCUUUGAGAGAUCUCCUGGGGCUGUCAGUGCUUCUACAUGUCAAAUAUAAAUUGUACUUUCACCGGAAAGCCAAGAGCAAUGUCCCCAAGAUAUUUCAGGGUGUGGUCUGCAGACAUCCUGACAAAGUGGCCUUGAUCUAUGAAGCUACUGAUGACAAAUGGACGUUCCGGCAUUUGGAUGAGUAUUCCAACACGGUAGCCAACUUCUUCUACCAGCAGGGCUUUCGUGUUGGUGAUGUCAUUGCUAUCUUUAUGGAAAGUCGACCUGAGUUUGUGGGCUUCUGGCUAGGAAUGGCAAAAGUGGGCAUAGAGGCUGCUCUCAUCAACUUCAACUUGCGUCUUGAUUCAUUGACUUACUGCGUGAAAACCUCUGGGGCAAAAGCCAUCAUCUUUGGCGGGGAGCUUUCAGCAGCUAUAUCUGAAGUGAAUGGAGGACUGGGGAAAAACAUGGUCAAGUUCUGUUCUGGAGACUUCAGACCUGAAUCCCUCCCUCCAGACACCAAGCACUUGGAUCCUCUUCUUGCCAAGGCAUCAAAAUCGCCUCCAGCUCAGGUUCCAGCCAAGGGAUUAGAUGAUCGACUGUUCUACAUCUAUACUUCUGGCACAACUGGAAUGCCAAAGGCUGCCAUCGUGGUACACAGCAGGUACUACCGAAUAGCAGCUUUUGGUUAUUAUGCCUACAAAAUGACCCCUCAGGACAUAAUCUAUAACUGCCUACCACUGUAUCACUCAGCAGGGAACAUCAUGGGUGUCGGCCAGUGUGUGAUCCAUGGCCUGACUGUAGUGAUUAGGAAGAAAUUCUCUGCCAGUCGCUUCUGGGAUGACUGUGUGAAGUACAAGUGCACAAUUAUCCAAUAUAUUGGAGAGAUCUGCAGGUACCUGUUGAACCAACCAGUGCGGGAGGCAGAAACACAGCACCAUUUACGGCUGGCAAUAGGAAAUGGCUUGAGACCCACUAUAUGGGAAGAUUUCACUCAGCGCUUCCGAAUUAAACAGAUUGGGGAAUUUUAUGGGGCUACGGAGUGUAACUGCAGCAUUGCUAAUCUGGAUGGAAAGGUUGGUGCCUGUGGCUUCAACAGCCGGAUUUUACCAAAUGUAUAUCCUAUCCGACUGGUGAAAGUAAAUGAAGAUACCAUGGAACUGAUUCGGGAUUCAAAUGGGCUCUGUAUCGCUUGUCGUCCAGGAGAGCCAGGCCUGCUUGUGGGCCGAAUAAACCAGGAGGACCCCUUGCGUAGGUUUGAUGGUUAUGUCAAUGAGAAUGCAACUAACAAGAAAAUAGCCUACAAUGUCUUCCAGAAAGGGGACCAGGCCUACCUUUCAGGAGAUGUACUAGUGAUGGAUGAGCUUGGUUACAUGUACUUCAAAGACCGGAGUGGAGACACAUUCCGUUGGCGGGGGGAGAAUGUCUCCACCACUGAGGUUGAGGGAAUCCUGAGCCACCUUCUCAGCAAGACGGAUGUUGCAGUGUAUGGAGUGGAGGUACCAGGAGUGGAAGGCAAGGCUGGAAUGGCAGCCAUUGCUGAUCCAGAAGCCAAGCUGAACCCUAAUGUGCUGUACUUGGAGAUGCAGAAAGUGCUCCCCCCUUAUGCACGGCCCAUCUUCCUCCGACUCCUGCCACAGGUUGAUACCACAGGAACUUUCAAAAUUCAGAAAACCCGUUUGCAACGAGAAGGCUACAAUCCACACCAGACAUCUGAUAGGUUAUAUUUCUUGGAUGUAAAACUUGGCAGGUACUUACCAGUGGACGAGUGUGUGUUUGAGAGGAUCCAAGCCGGGAAGGUGUCUCUGUGAGUUCAUCAUUAAAGGCUACUGGAGAAGAAUUUGAUAUUGAAGGGCCUUGCUUGGAUAGAGAAACAGACUUCGUUUAAUAAGUGAAGGAAGGUUUUUAUUUCCAACCUUCACAACAGAGACAGACCUACUUUGGUGUGGGAGUGGCCCUUUCAAGAAAAAGCACAUUAGCCAUUUUCUGAGCAAAGAGAGUAUCCUUUUUCUACUUUUCAGUCCUUAGAACAGUGUUUUUCUUUUUUAUAACCACUACAUAGGACAACAGUGGUAUGAAACAGGAAAGGUUUAUGGCCUGUUUGAUUUAUACCCUCAGUAUGAUGAGUGUGUCUGAGCCUGCAAAAGCACUGAUCAGGCAGCAUACAAUGUGUCUGCUGGCUACGUUUCCAUGCUUUUGAGGUCACAGGAUAAUUGCUAUGAACAAAGCCUCCAAUUGAUUCAGUGUUUCUAGGUUCUUAAUUUACACUUUUAGUCCUUUGAUUGUCUUCACUGUGAGAUUUGUCCUGGGUUUAUAUGGAACUUUAAUGAACUGACAGAUUUGUAAAAAUAUAACAUCUUUCAUUUACAGAGACUUUGGUCUUUUUUAAAAAAAACAUAUUAAUAUUAAAUAACAUGUGGGUGUUCGGUCGGAUGCUUAAAGCAAAAUCAAAUUUCUGUAGAAAAAGUGUAUAGCAAAUGUGCUUGGCUUUGGUGGUAUAGCUGAAGAAGUAUGUUGUGGUAUGUAAAAGCUUCUGCUCAUCUACAGAUCAUCGGCCCUAUAUAUCGUGUCCAUUGUGAGGGAAGUCAUUUCUGCCCACCCACAUGUUGGUUUAAAUGGCCGUUCUUGUGCCAGAGUUGUUGUGUUUCAAAUAAUUUUUUGUAGCCGAUCCAAAAUCUUGGGAAACAGUUCAAUAAUGCCAUGGACCAUGUUUAGACUUCUUGGUCUGCUCUGUUCUGUGUAGGAGACGUGCCAUUUCUGUGUAGGAGACACGCCAUCUGAUCAGACAAUGUGCAUUGUAUUGUUCAUAUUCACCUCCCAUUAGUACAUGAUUGUGGGCAUUUCUAACUCUGCUUUUUUUCAUUAGUGCAAUUUUUGUUGCACUAACCAUUUUUAACAAUAGGAAGAUAAAAAAAGGGAGUGUUGAGUAGUCUGUGUUGACCACAUAUUCAGAGAUGCUGUAACUCUUUCUUGUGAUCAUGUUGAUGUCUACACCACUGAACACAGAACUGUACCACUGUUUAUGCACACUCCUGGGAUAUCCUAGGAAAAAUGACUGAUUCCAUUAUUUUACUGUAAUGUGUUAGAAUGUUCUAGUUCAUUUCUUUCUGUGCCCUGAAAUACUUUAGAUGUGGAGAAUUUGUCGUUAAUGCACCUUUACUCAUUUGAGGCAGGAAUAGAACUUUGCAUAAAGACAUUUUACAAACACCUCUGGAGAACAAUGUUACGUUGUAUUAUUAAGAGGUCAUUGUCAAGUAACAGUUCAGAAGCCAGUGGAGUGUGUGGCUCUGUUUUUUAUUAGAUCCAGAAUGUGCCUUUCAUAAUGUCUCACAUGAUUUUAAAAAAACAAAAGAGAUUAUAGAUGUGUAAUAAACAUAGCGGUAUCAUUAAUCUUUGGUUAAAGCAAAGGCACCUAUAGCAAACCGAGCCCCAUUAUUUGGAGAAAAGGCAAUAGGUUUUUUAAAAAGAAAUCAUUCAUGAUUUGAAUGACAUCAUGCACUGACUAACUCAGUUAUUUGAAGCAAAGUUACAUUUUCAGAUGGGGUUACUGUUGUCAAAAUAUAACUUUGUUUUGGAAAGCAAUUAAAAGAAUAAAUUCACCUCAAAAGCCCAUCUGAA